AUGGGCGGUGGUCUUCUUGGCGUGGACGGCGUCGUGUGGCGUGCGCGCCGCAGCCACGUCGUGGCGACCUUCUUCACGCGCGACGCCCUCCGCAGCGCCGUGCCGGUGGUGGACCGCCACUUGGAUGGCACCGUGGCGGCCCUCGAGGCCCGAGGGGACACCGAGGCGCCGAUCAACAUGCACGAGCACUACUUCAUCCCGCUCAUGCUGGCCAUCAUGACCGACCUGCUGUGUGGCAGCGACGCCGCGCACGACAAUGACAACGACGCAGCGCCCAUCGACGGUCCCACGCCCUCCAUGCCUGCUCACGGUGCUCAUCGCGGCGACGGGGGCACCAACCCUUAUGGCUCGGACCGAGCCAUCGAGGCCGAAGCCCUGCUGUUCAUGUUUGCUGGCUUCGAGAGUGCUUCCAACACCCUGGCUUACGCCGCGCACCUCUUGGCCCGCCAUCCCGCUGCCCAGGAGCUCGCCCGCGCCGAGGUGGUCUCGGAAUGCAAAGGUCGCCCUACGAGGCUCGCCAUGUUGGAGAUGAAGAUCAUUCUGGCGCGCCUCCUCAGCCAGUUCCGCUGCGAACUGAGAGACCUUCAAAUGGCCCGGAUCCUCGUGCCAAAAAUUGGGAAACUCCUUUUAGUCAACCUGGCCCACACCAAGAUGGUCCUCUUCUUCCUCAUUGCCUGCGCUCCUUCGCCUGCGAGUAGCGUACCCUCGAGGUUCGACUGGAGAGACCAGGGCAUUAUGACCCCCGUUAAGAACCAGGGUUAUUGUGAUGCGGGCUAUGCGUUCGCCCCGGCUGCUGCCCUCGAGGCCUACUUGAAGUGGAAGACGGGGAAGACGGUCUACAUUUCCGAGCAGGACAUCAUCGACUGCUCGUAUAGGAAGUUCAUGGGCGGCGCUCAUAACGGUGGCUGCGAAGGGGGUUGGCCCACCGCGACCUUCGAGUACUUUAAUGUGAAGGAUAUAGUCCCCGAGGACAAAUAUCCCUACACAUCCGGUAGAACGCAAAGACACGGUGUCUGCCGCAUCGCCGAUCCGAUCAAUAACGACAUAAGAGGUAGACUUAAGAUCAAGAACGUCAGAACGAGAGACGAGAAUCAGAUGGCCGAACUACUCGUGUCCAAGGGGCCUCUGGUCGUUGCUUUGGGCACGGAUGGCGAGUUCGACCACCUCGGCGAUGGUGUCUUCGACACGGACCAUGCCAUUAAUCUUCAGCCCAACCACGCCGUGCUCCUCGUUGGAUACGGUACGCAGAAUGGCAAGGACUACUGGGUCAUCAAGAACUCGUGGGGUACUGGCUGGGCUACCCAUGGCUACGGAAAGAUUCGGCGUGGCAGGAACAUGUGCAAUCUUACGGCGUUUGGUGUCUGGUAUGUUGAGGAGUAA
This is a messenger RNA of Acanthamoeba castellanii str. Neff, 1380 nucleotides long. Its product is annotated as papain family cysteine protease subfamily protein. Gene Ontology annotation, cellular component: lysosome. The transcript has 5 exons. The record is from RefSeq and is a predicted model, not a curated record. NCBI's taxonomy places the organism in Eukaryota, Discosea, Longamoebia, Acanthamoebidae. Gene Ontology annotation, molecular function: monooxygenase activity; iron ion binding; oxidoreductase activity, acting on paired donors, with incorporation or reduction of molecular oxygen. Bases 1 to 1380 code for a protein of 459 amino acids.